AUGGCAACACAUACGUUAAGUCCUGUCGACUAUAUCAUUCUUGCGAUAGUUCUACUCUCAUCAGCUGUUAUUGGUGUUAUAUUUGGAUUUUUCAAAUCGAAGAAAAAUUCCGCGAAAGAGUUUCUUUUAGCUAAUAGAGAUAUGGGAGUUUUUCCAACAGCACUAAGUAUCACGGUAUCGUUUCUUUCAGCGGUUACACUAUUAGGUAUACCAAGUGAAGUUUACUUAUCCGGUACUAUGAUUUGCUAUCAAGCUAUCUCCGGCAUGAUCGCUUCGAUAGUAUCGGCAUUGAUAUUUAUGCCUAAAUUUCGCGAGAUGAAUUUUACAAGUGUCUACGAAUAUUUAGAAAAACGUUUCGAUCGAACAGUUCGCUUGUGUGUUUCAACGAUUUUUGCGUUAAUUAUGUUGUUCUAUAUGGCAAUUGUAUUGUAUGGACCUGCAUUAGCAUUGAGUCAAACAUCUGAUAUGAACAUUUGGUUUUGUGUUAUUUCAAUCGGUGCCAUUUGUACGUUUUAUUCCUCUGUGGGAGGACUAAAGGCAGUGAUUUGGACAGAUGUUCUACAAACAUUUGUUGUCCUUAUUGGUCUGCUCGCUACUAUCAUUCAAGGUUUGAUUAAACUUGGUGGUUUCAAACGAACAUUCUCUAUUGCAUCUCAAGGUGGAAGAAUUAUCGUUGAUAAUAUUAGUCCUGAUCCGCGUACUCGGCAUACAAUUUGGUCGUUACUUAUCGGUGGUUCAUUAAAUCUUCUUGCCCCUUUUGGAUUUAAUCAGACACUUGUACAACGUUAUAUUUGUAUUCGUUCUACACGUGGUGCUAAACAAGCUCUAUUUAUUAGUGCCUUUGGUACUGCAAUUAUCGUUUUGCUCUCAGGUUUUAUCGGAGUUAUAAUAUAUGCCUAUUAUGCUGAUUGUGAUCCGUAUACACGCAAAGAGAUUAAUGGUAUCGAUCAAAUUUUUCCAUACUUUAUUAUGGAACAAUUUGGUGAUAAGAAAGGUUUGCCAGGUAUAUUUCUUGCUUGCAUCUUUUCCGGGUCUCUUUCGACAAUUUCAUCUGGUUUGAAUAGUCUAGCAGCAGUAUUGAUCGAAGACUUUUAUAAAGGAAUAUUAGGUCGACAGUGGUCUGAUCAAAGACAAGGUUACAUAUCGAAAAUCAUUUCGGUCUUACUUGGAGCUUUAGUUAUAUUAUUAACUUAUGCAGUCAGCUAUUUGGGAUCAAUUCUAUAUGCAACUCUGUCUCUUUUCGGUGUACUGGAGGGACCUAUUAUGGGAGUCUUCAUUCUUGGUUUUUUCUUUCCACGUGCCAAUCGACGAGGUGCUCUUGUUGGAUUAUUAACAAGUCUCGCUUUCUUACUGUGGAUUUUUCUGGGUGCUCAUAUUACAAAAAAACAGAUAAAAGACGAGAAUCUAUCAUUAUCGAUUGCCAAUUGCACUUCUAAUAGUACUACUACACAAAUGAUUUCAAACUGGACGACAACUCUUCCUAUGAAACGUGAUCCUCUAAUUAAUCUUUAUUCGGUGAGUUACAUGUGGUAUACACCGAUCGCAGUUGCUACUGUCGUACUUGUCGGUAUUAUUGUUUCCUCUUUGACCGGUUCACUUCAGCCGCAUGAAAUCAAUCCAAAAUUGAUUAUAUCAGUGAACGAUAUGUUUUGUUGUUGUGUACCAAAACGAUGCCGUGAAUGGCUUCGAUGUGGAGUCAGUCAUGAAGCUUGUCAUAAAGAAAAAGAAGAUAACAAUGAACUGAAGAUGACAACAACAGACAUGUCUACUGCUAUCAAUACACGUCCUCUUGUAGAUGAGGGUGAGGAGAGAUUUGAAUAA
This is a messenger RNA of Adineta ricciae, 1821 nucleotides long. The record is from the annotation of a GenBank genome assembly. NCBI's taxonomy places the organism in Eukaryota, Metazoa, Rotifera, Eurotatoria, Adinetida, Adinetidae.